This is a messenger RNA of Candidula unifasciata, 258 nucleotides long. The record is from the annotation of a GenBank genome assembly. NCBI's taxonomy places the organism in Eukaryota, Metazoa, Mollusca, Gastropoda, Stylommatophora, Geomitridae.
AUGGAGCAUCUGCUCACGCAGGAAACGGAAAUGACGCAACGUCAAAAGUCCACCUUGGAGAAAGUUGAACAAAUGAUACAGCGCAUCGUCAAAAAUGGCGGAUCGCCGUUAGUUAACUGCGGUCUGCUCAAUACAUACAGUUAUAAUCUGCUACCGGAGUUUAGCUCACAACUUAUGGAUUCCACAAUUAGAGAAACAGAGGAAACGAACGAUAGGCCUGUUCAGUUGCUCAAAGAGCAGUCUUCAAACGACUUGAAA